AUGUCAUUAGGAAUUUACUUCUUUGGAGCACUUGCCCUUGCAAAUGCCCUCUCUGGGCAAGACAACUCUUACGAUGGCCGUAAUGGUCCAGGUAACGAUACCACCACACGACUAAACCAAGCCUUCGAGACAGCAGUGAGCAAGAAGCGCGUACCAGGCAUCGCAGCCGCCACCUUCAACAGAGACGGUAGCAUCACCUUCAAGCAAUCCUGGGGAACAACAAGCAUCGAAGACCCAUCCUCGACGCCCAAAACCCAUCUACAAGAAUCUCCGUUCGGAUUCGACGCAGGCGAUAGCUACGCGUACGGCUACAACAUCGACUGGCUCGGUUGGGUCGCCGAAGCCAUCACCGGCGUCCUACUAGCCAGCUACUGCGAAGAACACAUCCUCAAACCGCUAGGCAUGCAAAACACGGAUAUCUACCCGCCCGACCUCGCCGAUCGCCAGCAUCUUGCGAACGGGACUAUCACUGCAAAGCCGUGCUCAGCUUCUCCGACCAAACCAGGGGACUUUGUCGAUGCAGGCGGGGGCUACCUCACCUCCACGCUUGACGACUACUCCACGUUAACGAAGGCUCGGAUCCGGGUACCGGGAUAUUGA
Molecule: messenger RNA, 600 nt
Organism: Aspergillus chevalieri
Lineage: Eukaryota; Fungi; Ascomycota; Eurotiomycetes; Eurotiales; Aspergillaceae
Exons: 2
Coding region: 1-600 (199 amino acids)
Source: RefSeq, a predicted model, not a curated record